UUCCGUUAUUACCAUUGGGAUUACAUGGUGAUGCGAUAGCCAUUUUGCAUAAGCCUCGUUCAUCAUAAUCAACUGUACUAAUACGUGUCUUAUAGCAAUAAUUACUUUGCUAUUAAUUAUUAUUGUUAAACUUUGUAACAAUUUACUUUUACCGUCACUUAACAAGUAUAUUUUUUUUUUUUUUUGUUACUUAACUAAAAAAAUUUGUUUUCGGCGUUUAAAGUUACAGAGACUGAUCAAUAAACAACCAGGUGUUUUUUAUAUUUUCCUUUAAGAAUGAACACCCGAGUAUUCGUUGGCGGCUUAACAUACCGGGUGCGAGAGCGCGACCUUGAGAAGUUCUUCCGGAAAUAUGGUAGAAUCAAGGAGGUCGCUAUGAAGAAUGGAUAUGCUUUUGUGGAAUUCGAUGACUACAGAGAUGCCGACGACGCAGUCUACGAGCUGAAUGGUAAAGAAUUACUAGGCGAGAGAAUUACUGUAGAGAGGGCCCGGGGAACACCUAGGGGUAGUGACCAGUGGCGCUAUGGUGACUCCCGUGGUGGUUAUGGGGACUCGAGACGAUCUGCCCGAGACGAUAUGCGGCACGACAGAGAUAGUGUGAACAGAAACACAAGGACUGCAUCUAGCUACAAGCAAUCAUUGCCCAGAUAUGGACCGCCGACCCGCACCGAGUACCGUCUGACAGUGGAAAAUCUUUCGAGCCGCGUAAGCUGGCAGGAUUUGAAAGAUUAUAUGAGACAAGCUGGCGAAGUUACAUACGCUGACGCCCACAAGCAACGUCGAAAUGAAGGAGUUGUGGAAUUCGCAACAUACUCAGACCUAAAGAAUGCCAUCGACAAGCUGGAUGACACUGAAUUAAAUGGCCGAAGAAUUCAUCUGAUUGAAGAUAAGAGGAGAGGACGUCGUUCCCGGUCGUCAAGCUCUAGAUCCCGUUCUCGAUCACGUUCUCGUUCACGUCGCCGUUCACGCUCUCGCUCACGAAGCCGUCGCAGCUCUCGCAGCCGCAGCCGUCGUAGCAGCCGUUCCAAGUCAAGAGCGCACUCUAAAUCAAAAUCAAAAUCCAAGUCUAAAUCUCCUGAACGCAGUCGCUCACAUUCCAAGUCCAAAUCAAGAGAUCGUUCAAAGUCCAAGUCCAAGUCUAGAUCACGCUCCAGAUCUAAAACCGAAAGAUCUAAAUCACGAUCACAGUCUAAAUCAAAAGCCAAAUCACCUUCCAAGGAACGUUCAAGCCGCGAGCGUUCACGAGGUGACAGAUCCAGAUCCAGAUCGGAAAGCAAACACAGCAAGAGUCACAGCCGCUCACGAUCUCCAAUGAACGGUGACAAGUCACCUCAAAGUAAUAAAGACAAAGAAGAUUGAACUUAAAAUUUUUAUAUUCUGAUAACUAAAAAUAA
Microplitis mediator is the source of this 1394-nucleotide messenger RNA. It is a transcript of the gene B52, whose product is annotated as serine-arginine protein 55. Lineage: Eukaryota; Metazoa; Arthropoda; Insecta; Hymenoptera; Braconidae. The coding region runs from base 277 to 1359 and encodes 360 amino acids. The transcript is spliced from 12 exons. Gene Ontology annotation, cellular component: nucleus; ribonucleoprotein complex; cytoplasm. Gene Ontology annotation, molecular function: mRNA binding. Gene Ontology annotation, biological process: mRNA splice site recognition; alternative mRNA splicing, via spliceosome. The record is from RefSeq and is a predicted model, not a curated record.